AUGGCGAAUGGCGACUGGCGAAUGAUAAACGGCGAGACUAACUGGGUGUCAAAAACAGGUUGGGUCGAUACCGUCAAGACCUCCCACUCCAACGAACUUCCCCCUCAAUCCGCCGACUGGUUCUACGUCCGAGCUGCCGCUGUUGCCCGACACAUUUACCUCCGAAAGUCCGUCGGUGUAGGCCGUCUGCGAAAAGUCCACGGCAGCACAAAGAACCGCGGCUCAAGACCCUCGCACCAUGUCAACGCCUCCGGCUCAGUGGACCGAAAGGUUGUCCAGGCUCUCGAGACCCUGGGAAUUGUGGAGAAGGUUGAUGAGGAUGAGGAGGCUCCCAGCCUAAAGGGAGGCCGAAGAAUCACCCAGGCUGGUGCCCGAGAUCUGGACCGCAUUGCCCUGAACGCGGUCGAGGGCGAGGAGGAUGACGAGUAG
Messenger RNA from Capronia coronata CBS 617.96, 429 nucleotides. Its product is annotated as 40S ribosomal protein S19. Gene Ontology annotation, molecular function: RNA binding; structural constituent of ribosome. The record is from RefSeq and is a predicted model, not a curated record. The coding region runs from base 1 to 429 and encodes 142 amino acids. Lineage: Eukaryota; Fungi; Ascomycota; Eurotiomycetes; Chaetothyriales; Herpotrichiellaceae. Gene Ontology annotation, cellular component: cytosolic small ribosomal subunit; ribosome. The transcript has a single exon. Gene Ontology annotation, biological process: ribosomal small subunit assembly; translation.